Messenger RNA from Cucurbita pepo subsp. pepo (vegetable marrow), 1438 nucleotides. RefSeq names its product UDP-N-acetylglucosamine (UAA) transporter family (gene UTR7). The record is from RefSeq and is a predicted model, not a curated record. NCBI's taxonomy places the organism in Eukaryota, Viridiplantae, Streptophyta, Magnoliopsida, Cucurbitales, Cucurbitaceae.
UGCAUUUACGCUUCCUUUUCUCAUCCACCUGUUUCUCUCAAAUCCCACUCUCUCUCUCUCCAAUUUCAGUCCCAUUUCGCGAAAUUUUCCCUUUUCUUGAUCCGCCACAAUUUCAGUCAUCUGAUCACGUGUCUUUUGAUCCUGUGAGAAUGUGAUUGACUGCAAUUUCUCAGGUGAUUGAUUUUGGGAAGUUUUCGCCGUUUUGAUUUUUGACCUAGCCAUCGACAAUGGAUAUCCUUGGUGAUUCGGAUAAAAAUUCUUACCGGAGUCUUUCAGCGGCCGUAUCUUAUGGAAUUGCUUCGAUGGCUAUGGUUUUUCUGAACAAGGCCGUACUUAUGCAAUACUCGCAUUCAAUGACCCUUCUCACUCUGCAGCAAUUGGCAACCACAUUACUUAUUCACUUUGGUAGAAGCAUGGGAUACACGAAAUCCAAGGGGCUUGAUAUGCAAACAGCUAAGAGAAUUCUUCCUGUCUCGUUGUUCUACAAUGCAAAUGUGGCGUUUGCUCUUGCUAGCUUGAAAGGGGUUAAUAUCCCAAUGUAUAUCGCCAUUAAAAGACUCACUCCUCUUGCUGUUCUGAUUGCGGGAUUCUUUUCAGGCAAAGCAAGGCCCACCACACAGGUUAUUCUUUCAGUACUCUUGACUGCUGCCGGGGUCCUUGUUGCUGCAUUGGGAGAUUUUUCAUUUGACCUCAUUGGCUAUAGCAUGGCCUUCACUUCUGUUUUCUUCCAGACUAUGUACCUUGUAUUGGUAGAGAAAUCGGGUGCGGAGGAUGGGCUUACUUCUAUUGAGAUCAUGUUUUACAACAGCUUUUUGUCGCUUCCAUUUUUGUUAUUUCUCAUUAUAGCUACAGGCGAAUUCCCAGAUUCUUUAUCACUUCUAUUUGCAAAGAGUAAUUCAUUCUCCUUUUUGGUUAUCUUCCUUCUAUCAUUGGUGAUGGGGAUUGUUCUCAACUUCACAAUGUUCUUAUGUACCAUAGUAAACUCCGCUCUAACAACAACGAUUGUCGGAGUCCUCAAAGGGGUUGGAUCGACAACACUUGGAUUUGUUAUAUUGGGUGGCGUGGAAGUGCACGCUUUGAACGUGACAGGAUUGGUUAUCAACACGGCUGGAGGUGUUUGGUAUUCGUAUGCCAAGUAUCAGCAGAAGAAGAGCAAGCCACCGAAGUUGACAUCGACGUAGAGACUCAUCAUCGCAAGUAAGGUAGUAUGGUAAAGAUUAAAGUUGGUGACAAAAAAGAUAUCUAGGUUGCAUUUUACUUCAUAUUAUAGCAUUUGUGAUUCGCUUGUCAAAUAAGAAUGUAGAUGAUACAAGCAAUUUGUUUUCAAUUGAUACGUUUUUAGCUGAAAAUUGUUGUGCUUGAGCUUGAACCUUACUUGUUAUUGUUGCUCGUGGAAACCUAAUUUAAAUGAAAAUGUGUAACUUGGAUCUUAAUUCAA